Molecule: messenger RNA, 2288 nt
Organism: Alternaria rosae
Lineage: Eukaryota; Fungi; Ascomycota; Dothideomycetes; Pleosporales; Pleosporaceae
Product: heterokaryon incompatibility protein-domain-containing protein
Exons: 2
Coding region: 251-2227 (658 amino acids)
Source: RefSeq, a predicted model, not a curated record
GUUGGUGCACCUUCUGAUUGGGUGGACUUCGCCUCAAAUGCUUUCGGCUAGCUGCAGGCGCCCGCAUGUCGUCUUCGUUCUCCAGCCUUCAGCCUUCGGCCUUCCUUCAUGUUACCUCUCACUCAAGCAUUAGACACCGGUCUACUCAGCUUCCAACGACGCUCGGCAUAUACUUGAUAACUAGAAGCGUCGCUCCAUCAGCGCACGAUAUUGACGCGCUGGAGGUCUUGAAGGGCUGCCUUGGGGCGAGAUGGAAGACAUGACGGCAGAUCUGUGUUCACGCUGUUCCAGCAUUCCGUGGGAUCGCUUGGAGCAGGAGCAUUGGGGACCGCUCUGGAUGGAUGAAAAGCCAACCUUAGGAGACCUCCAGACCUCGUCCUGCAGGGUGUGUCGUCUCAUCAUUUCUACUAUUCUGACAGGUGCCGAACAACACGUUCCCCUAGAAUCCCGUGUGAAGAUCUUUUGGGAUUCAAAGAUUCCAAAUGGGGACGAUUGCCUGGGGUCUAUUCUGUUAUCUACAGAGCCAGAAGGAUCUGUUGCAGAGCUGAUUCUCACGACCGACGAGUCUAUCGAAGAAGACAUGACAGCCAGCUACAAAGUUGCCUCAAAGCGCGCCGACUUCGCGAAGAUUGAUCGAUGGCUCGAAGCUUGUAAAUCGUCACAUGAGUCCUGCAAAUACGAAAUAGCUGUCCAACUCUCCAAUCUAAGAGUCAUCGAUUGCAUCAAAAAAGUCGUCGUUGACGCACCAAAAGACUGCUCAUUUGUUGCGCUUUCCUACGUAUGGGGUAGACUUCCCGCGGAUAAUCACGUCCUUGGAUCACCAAUCGCGUUCCCACCGACAAUAGAGGAUGCAGUCGAGUGCACUCAGAAACUUGGGUAUCGGUAUCUAUGGGUUGACAGAUAUUGCAUCAAUCAAGAGGACUCUCGCAAUAAAGGGGAACAGAUCAGCCAGAUGGACCGGAUCUAUGCCACUGCGAAGGUGACCAUUGUUGCUGCAGCGGGCGCGGACCCCUCAUAUGGCCUUGUAGGCAUCAGUAGAGAUUGCAAUUGGCCAUUGUCAGAUCGAGAACCACUAGGAAGCUCCCGAUUCCUACAUCCUGUUCCUAAGGCUGCUGAAGAUUACAUCGCACAAUCGACUUGGUUCUCAAGGGCUUGGACAUUACAAGAAGGAUAUCUCUCGAAGCGAAUUCUGUGUUUUACAGAACGCGAAGCAGUUUUUGUUUGCAAGUCGUAUUCUUCGACAGCAGAGUUCACCCCGCGUACUUACGGAUCAAUUUCCAAGUACCAAAGGUCAUUCACAAAGAACGCCACAAGAAUAGCGUUGAGUUCCCAGAUCAAAAGUCUAUCUGAUGCAAGUAGCAUCAUGGCGACAUACUCGAGACGGGUGCUGGGGUACGAUUCCGACACGCUAAGUGCUAUUACCGGUAUUCUCAAUGUCUUAAGAAGACGUGAUCCGCCGAUCUAUCAUAUCUGGGGAGUCCCUUUCACCAUUACCCGAGGACCGGACGCUGCUCACAACACCGAUUGCACCGUAUCCGUUUCGUUGAACUGGACGCAUUUCGAAAGCAGCCGUCGCCUUCUUGAGCUCCCGAGUUGGUCAACUCUAGGAUGGAGAGGGCGAGCGGACCACGAAUUUCGCGAACCAGAAAUUACACCUCAUUUCAUGAUCAAGUAUUGGUCCGGCGACAGAUACCAAGACCUUGGUAACAGUACCUGUAACCUAGACUAUACAUACUGUUCGGAUGCUACUCAUCGGUCUCAAUACCUAGAGAUCACGACGGAUUUCGUACAAGUCGAGCUACAGAGGCAAUGCCUCGGCGACGCAAUCAGUUAUUUCCUCAGACCAACUUUUAUCAGAAGAAAGGAGGUUGAGAAGGUGGAGGAGGACCGGCCGAGCCAAGGAUUGGAAGGUCCACUGUUUAGGGUGUUUCUGAGCGAUGAGCCCAGUUUUGAUGAUACUUUACCCGUCCUAUGCGCCACGAUGACUCUACUUGAUAUCGUCUCUGAUUCUUGGAGUUCCUUCCAAGACAAAGAUCCCCUUUUCCUCUUUUUCCAGAAGAAAGCAAAGUCUUACGAGCGGGUCGGCGCUUGCAAAGCCUACUUGUAUUCCAUUGACUCAGAAGGAAAGAAGUCAUCGAUUGCAGAUGACCUCUGCGAAUUUAUUCCAUCUGGGGAGGAAGGUGCUUGGGAUCAAGUCGCUGAGAGACGUACUUUCCUUCUUGGCUAGACAGCUUCGCACACAGUUUUGCGCUUCAGAUGAUACUUUUUACCGUGAUAUAAUCUUCUCG